Molecule: messenger RNA, 2499 nt
Organism: Physeter macrocephalus (sperm whale)
Lineage: Eukaryota; Metazoa; Chordata; Mammalia; Artiodactyla; Physeteridae
Gene: G2E3
Product: G2/M-phase specific E3 ubiquitin protein ligase
Exons: 16
Coding region: 506-2485 (659 amino acids)
Cellular component (GO): nucleus
Molecular function (GO): ubiquitin-protein transferase activity
Source: RefSeq, a predicted model, not a curated record
GAACUUCUGCCCAGCGCGCCUAGUAAAAUGAAUGAAAGUAAACCUGGAGGCUCACAGAAUCCCACAAUCUGAUAUUCUUCUAAAGAAGAGAAUUCGAUCCUGAUGGCUGGUUUCUGAGAAAUGGAUAAGUCAUUUAACUUUUCUGGAUCUCCUUUUGCUUAUAUGUAAAAAUAAGAUUUUUCAUUUAUCAAAUUCUAAGAUUCUGAAAUUACUUGGUACGUAGAAAUACCUGUCAUCAUUACCUGCUUAUUUUUGUCUAACCCUUUAGGGCCUCAGUGGAAGAAAGGAGAAAAUGGUUAGGUCUCUAAGGGAGUUGUUCAUUUUACUACUUUGUUUUCAUUGUUGUUAGUGAUAAAUCUCAGAAAAGACUUGUUUGAAGGCUUAAGAAGUAAAAGAAAAGUAUUUUAUUUCACAGAGAACCUGGAAAGAAAAGUUCUGACUAAAGAUUCUUUUCCCAUAUAGGUCAUUACAGAGUAUUGAGUAGAGUUCUCUGUGCUAUGUGUUGAUGUCAAGUGGAAUUUGGCAGAGGGGUAAAGAAGAAGAAGGAGUUUAUGGUUUUCUAAUAGAAGAUAUCAGGAAAGAAGUGACUAGGGCUUCGAAACUGAAAUGCUGUAUUUGCAAGAAAACCGGUGCUUCAAUUGGAUGUGUCGCACCCCGAUGUAAACGAAGUUAUCAUUUCCCAUGCGGACUUCAGAGAGAAUGUAUUUUCCAGUUCACUGGCAAUUUUGCGUCAUUUUGUUGGAACCAUCGACCUGUUCAGAUAAUUACAUCUAAUAAUUAUAGAGACUCCUUACCAUGCACCAUUUGCUUGGAAUUUAUUGAGCCUAUUCCAACUUACAGCAUAUUACGAAGUCCUUGUUGUAAGAAUGCUUGGUUCCAUAGAGACUGUUUACAGGUUCAAGCAAUAAAUGCAGGAGUGUUUUUCUUUAGGUGCACAAUAUGCAAUAAUAGUGAUAUAUUUCAGAAAGAGAUGUUGAGAAUGGGAAUUCAUAUUCCUGAAAAAGAUGCAUCUUGGGAAUUAGAGGAAAAUGCUUAUCAAGAGCUUCUGCAGCACUAUGAGCAUUGUGAUGUCCGAAGAUGUCGUAGCAAAGAAGGGCGAGACUAUAAUGUGCCUGACAGCAAAUGGGAAAUAAAGCGCUGUCAGUGUUGUGGUUCUCGCGGAACACAUUUAGCCUGUUCCUCACUACAAUCAUGGGAACAAAAUUGGGAAUGUUUGGAAUGUAGAGGCAUUCUUUACAAUUCAGGUGAUUUCCAAAAAGCCAAAAAACACACAUUACCCAACACUAAUGUGGGAAUAACUGAUUGUUUGUUGGAGGAAUCCUCACCUAAAUUACCCAGACAGUCUCCUGGAGCCCAGCGUAAAGAUCUGCUGAGGCAAGGCAGCAAAUUUAGAAGAGAUAUUUCGACUCUAAUAAUAGAGCUAGGAUUCCAAAUUAAAAAAAAAACUAAAAGAUUAUUUAUCAACAAAGCCAAUAUCUGGAGUAGUGCCUUAGAUGGAUUCAGAAAUCAAAACUUUAAUCCUUCAUAUACAAUUGAAAUAGCAUAUGUUAAUGAAAAUGAUCAUUUUGGAAAAGAGCAGCCUGGAUCAAAGCAAGAAUUCCUAAGUCUCUUAAUGCAGCAACUUGAGAACUCACCAUUGUUUGAAGGGUCCUUGUCAAAGAACUUGUCUCUCAAUUCUCAAGCUCUGAAAGAGAAUCUUUACUAUGAAGCUGGCAAAAUGCUUGCCAUUUCUUUGGUUCAUGGUGGUCCUUCACCUGGUUUCUUUUCUAAAACCUUAUUUAACUGCCUUGUUUAUGGACCAGAAAGUACGCAACCAAUUUUAGACGAUGUCUCAGACUUUGAUGUGGCACAGAUUAUAAUCAGGAUAAAUACUGCAGCAACUGUGGCUGACUUAAACUCUUUAAUAAAUGAAUAUUAUAACUACCUAGAGCUUAUUGGUUGCCUAAGACUUAUAACAUCAUUAAGUGAUAAAUAUAUGUUGGCAAAAGACAUACUUGUUUAUCAUGUAAUUAAGAGAGUCCAAGCACCUUUUGAAAGUUUUAAACAGGGUUUGAAAACUCUUGGUGUUUUGGAGAAAAUUCAGACUUAUCCAGAAGCAUUUUGUAACAUCUUCUGUCAUAAACCUGAGAAUCUUUCCACAAAAAUUCUUAGUGAUCUUUUUACAGUACACACAUUAUCUGACGUACAGGCUUUGGGGUUUUGGAACAGUUACUUACAGGCUGUUGAGGAUGGUAAAUCUACAGUAACAAUGGAAGACAUUCUUACUUUUGCUACUGGUUGCAGUUCCAUUCCACCUGCUGGAUUUAAACCCACUCCAUCAAUUGAGUGCCUUCAUAUGGAUUUUCCUGUUGGAAACAAGUGUAAUAACUGCUUAGCUCUUCCUAUCACCAGUACAUAUAAAGAAUUUCAAGAAAAUAUGGACUUUGCCAUUAAAAACACUCUAAGAUUAGAAAAGGAAGAAAAUUCUCACUUCAUUGGACAUUAACUGUUUUGAACAAA